Molecule: messenger RNA, 888 nt
Organism: Trichophyton benhamiae CBS 112371
Lineage: Eukaryota; Fungi; Ascomycota; Eurotiomycetes; Onygenales; Arthrodermataceae
Exons: 2
Coding region: 1-888 (295 amino acids)
Biological process (GO): translation
Cellular component (GO): mitochondrion
Molecular function (GO): ribosomal large subunit binding
Source: RefSeq, a predicted model, not a curated record
AUGUCAAGUACAGCCCAAUUAGCACAAUGCACUGCUUUACGUAGCGUGCUACGAAACAAACGACUCCCUACCGUCCCUCCUCGCCGCUGUAUAUACACUCACACGACCAACAACCGCAUACACAACAUAAGCAGAUUCACCCUCCAGUCAACCAUAUCUUACCCAUCCAGCCGAAAUUUCUCCCAGAGUUCCGCUCUACUGAAGAAGAAAGGCUCGAAAGAAAGCCCAAAGGAAAAUGACAAGGCUGCUGCCGCCGGCGGUGCUGGCGCAGAAGACCCGUUUGAUUUCUCUUCCCUCAAUGACAGCAUCAAAGAUGCCGUUACACGGCUAAAGGAGGAUCUUGCCAAACUACGCGGCGGUGGGAGAGUUACACCUGAAGCCAUUGAGAACCUACGAGUGUCAUUGCACAAGCCGGGCGGCGCUGAUGUUGGGAAGGGGAAGAAGGGCGCCAGCUCGAGCAGCAAGGAAACCGUCAAAUUGGGGGAGGUUGCGUCUGUUAUUCCUAAAGGAGGCAGGUCGGUGUCGAUAUUGGUUGGAGAGGAACAUGACGUCAAACCCGUCAUGUCUGCGAUUACCUCGUCCGAUCUAUCACUGAACCCUCAGCCAGACCCUCACAACCCGCUUCAAUUGAACGUCCCGAUUCCUCCUCCGACAAAGGAGUCUCGAGAGCAGACGGUUAAAGAUGCUAAAGUAGCUAUGGAAAAGGCAUCUAACAUUGUCCGUAAUGGGCGCGCGGCACUGAAUAAGAAACUGAAGGGUAAGGAGCUUAAGAAGCUUCGACCGGAUGAUGUACGCAAGGCCAUAGAUCAGAUGGAGAAGAUUGCCGAGAAAGGUCAGAAGGAAGUGAAGGAUGUCUUUGAGGCAGCGAAAAAGGCAUUGGAGGCAUAA